AUGGCUUCUCAAGUUGUGAAUCCCUCUGCUAUCAAUUCAAUUGAACUACUAACUGGUAGCAAUUUUAAGAAGUGGAAGAGAGACUUAGAGAUAGUUCUAGGUCUUCUAGAUCACGACUUAGCGCUGAGAGAAGAGAAACCUGAGGUCACUGCCAAUAGCAAUGCUGCACAGAAGCAGAAACUCGAGAGGUGGGAGAAAUCAAAUAGGAUAUGCCUACUUGUCAUGAGGAAAUCCAUAACAGAAACUAUUUGUGGUGGCAUCACUGAAUCUGAGAAUGCUAAGGAUUUUUUGGAGGCCAUAGGACUGAAGUUUAAAGACAUUGAGAAGGCAGAAACUAGAACCUUGAUGACCAAACUUGCAACCAUGAAGUAUGAUGGUGUUGAGGACAUGAGGGUUUAUCUUUUAAGCAUGAUAGAAGUUGCAAGCAAGCUGAAAGCUCUGAAGAUCCCUAUAGCUGACCCUUUUCUAGUUCACCUUGCAUUAAAUUCUCUUCCUUCUCAAUUUGCUCAACUAAAAGUGAUCUAUAAUGCUCAAAAGGACAAAUGGAGCCUCAAUGAACUGAUUUCAAUUUGUGUUCAAGAAGAGGCAAGAAUGAAGAAGGAGAAAGAAGUGAACACAGUCCAUCUUACAACCAAUACUCCAAAAAGACACCAUCCUAAGCCAAACUCAUUUGCCGUUGUCAAUAAGGACAACACUAAGGCUAACUCUUCGUAG
This is a messenger RNA of Prunus mume (Japanese apricot), 714 nucleotides long. Lineage: Eukaryota; Viridiplantae; Streptophyta; Magnoliopsida; Rosales; Rosaceae. The record is from RefSeq and is a predicted model, not a curated record.